CAUUUGAAAGGCAUUUUCCCGUUUUAGGCAAGGUGGUGUUGGGCAACAAACAUGGAAAACCGUGUGAGCAGUGGGUAUUGCGUUCCAGACAAGGGAUCAACAGCCCUGGAAGGAAAAAAGUACCGAAUCAUUCCCUCUCAACGUGAUGGGUCAUCAUCCUCAUGAUCACCACCGUCCAUUACCAUCAUCGCCAUCAUCUCCUCUCGGUGGGCCCAGUUGUAACAGCAGACCAAACGAGGUCUUGGGAAGCAAUAUAUGCCAAGGCGAUGAUAAGGUUGCUGGUGCCACCCCUGCUCCUGCCCCUGCCCCUGAGGUUGCUACUACUAGUAGUGGUGCUGUUUGUGACAAGACUUUUCAGCCUUUUGACCUUUCCACCAUCACCACCACCACCACCGCUACCACCGCCCUCAAAUCCCCAGGUAGAGGAAUGGCAGGAGAUUUGGGGUUUCCUUUUACAUGGGCUCAGUGGAAAGAGCUUGAGAGACAAGCAAUGAUCUACAAGUACAUGACGGCCUCCCUUCCUGUCCCUCCUGACCUCCUUUUACCCAUUGCCCAAAGCCUCUCCCCUGCCCAAAACCCCCACUACUCCUUGGAUAACAAUGGGUCGGUGUACAACCUCAGACUGGGACUAUCAUCGAGCAAUAAGGAAGCAGCAGCAGCAGCAGCAGCAGAGCCAGGGAGGUGCAAGAGGACGGAUGGGAAGAAAUGGAGGUGCUCGAGAGACGUGGCUCCUCACCAAAAGUACUGUGAGCGCCACUUGAACAGAGGCCGUCCCCGUUCAAGAAAGCCUGUGGAAGUACUUGUCCAACAACCCCCUUUCGACAACAACAACAAUGGCAUCAGCAAGAAGACCCGUUUCGACGGCCACAAUCUUCCGAACCCUUCGGUUCUACACUCCACCGCUUCCUCGCACGGGCUGCUCAGAUCCAAUAGUAAUACCGUUCAACCGAAUGGGAGGAUCCCUCUGUUUCUUGAUAGAACUGACGAGAAUCUCUCUGAUGUUUCCUCUUACAAGGAGCUGAGCAGGGGCUUCGAUUGGAGUAGGCAAGAACUAAAUCUGAAUCCGUAUACAGAUUUUAGUAAUUUCUCCGAUGAGCCACUGAAUCUGUAUCCAUACACAGAUUUCGGUGCCCCUGAAUCAGAACCCGACCUAAUCUCCUUACAAACGCAGAAUCGAAUGGAAACCCCGAGGGGUUUCAUUGACGCCUGGUCAAAAACCGAUUCCAACGCCAACAAGAAGCCCAGUUCCUCUGUUUCUUCACAUUCCAACACGUGGCCUUCUUCUCUAACCUUAUCCGUGGCCAUGGCGGCCGGGAACGCCCUCGACGAGGAAAUGGGCCACAUCGAAACGGGUUCAGGUAAUGCAGAUUCAGGAGAGUUGGAGCUCCACAAGGCCAAUGUUUCAAGCUGCUGGUUGAGCCCUGGUUCGUACGUGGGUUCAGCACCAGGGGGCCCACUAGCCGAGAUGUUGCGGCCGAAUAGUAUGGCCGCGUGUUCGGAUUCAUCUCCGUCCGAGGUUCUUCAGAGGACACUGCUUUCGCUUUCGGAUAGCAGCGGUUGCACUAGCCCGGCCAUUGCAGCAGUUCCAGAGAUCAUGCCUUUCCAGUGGCUUAAUUGAGUUUAUUUGAGUUGGACUAGCCCGGCCCUUAGGCAUUUCCUCUGUUGGAGUGGAUUUUCGUUUAUUUUGGGUUUCGAGAGUGACGGUGGACGGUUUUUGUGCCGACCUUAGACAAUGCUUUGCUGCUUGUUUUUUUUUUUUUUCAUCUAAGCAUUAUAAGUUUCAAUUAAUGUUUCGAGUGCAGAAAGUGUAAUAGUAUGUCUCAGCCAUGGAUUUGAAAUUUUUGAAAGCUCCCUUCUAGUUGUGAAAGAGAUGAACCAGUUGAAUU
Molecule: messenger RNA, 1886 nt
Organism: Rhododendron vialii
Lineage: Eukaryota; Viridiplantae; Streptophyta; Magnoliopsida; Ericales; Ericaceae
Product: growth-regulating factor 7
Exons: 4
Coding region: 146-1618 (490 amino acids)
Biological process (GO): regulation of DNA-templated transcription; DNA-templated transcription; developmental process
Cellular component (GO): nucleus
Molecular function (GO): ATP binding
Source: RefSeq, a predicted model, not a curated record